CGCAGAGAAGACGAAGAAGAAGAAGAAGGCGACGACGACGACGCAUAUAACUCCCUGAGUCACGGCGUUUUCCGUAAUUUUCUUCUUCAAUUCAUUGCUGUCACUCUACUCAUUUCCGGAGACACUAUACUGAUUUGAAGAUUUCUAACCCUCGUCAAAAGGAGGACGGACACGGAAGUAUACUCAUCUCUCAUCAUGUUCAAGCAUUCACCUUCUAGCAGGAGCCAUAGAUCAAAAGGGAUCAAGACUAAACAUGUUCUGCAAAUCUGUCUAUUGCUUGCUGUUUGCUUCUGGCUGAUUUAUCAAGUCAAACGCUCCUAUGAUAAAGGGAAAGAAUUCAAUGAAAAUGAUCCUGGGUUUUCGAUGAAGGCAGGAAACAUCUAUGAGCCUACAAAGUGGGGAAGGAAAACUCUCCUUCCACAUUCAAAUGAAAUGAGUAUAACUAAUGCCAAGCAAGAUAAUGACAGCCAAGAAGACGAUGAAGACACUAAGAGUGAAGAAGUGGAGCAAGAUCAAGACAACAAGUUUGAAGAUGAAAAUGAUGAAGAUAGGGGAGGUGGAGAUGAUGCUGUUGAUGAACACGGUCAAGAGAAAUCUGAGGAACAAGAAGAUGAACUAGUUGAUGAUGAGAAGGAGGGAGGAGAGGUUGAUGGAACUGAGAUCAAAGGUUCUGGAGAGAACAAUGAUCACGAGCUUGAUGAGGAAAACAACAUGAGUACACAUGAGGCACUUUAUAAAGGAGAUGAUGCUUCAAGUGCCGUCACCCAUGAUACACAGACUGUACUUGCGGAAAAUGGAAACAUCGCCCUAGAGGAUUCAGAUCACGAGGUAAUAAGAUCUGAUCAGAACAUCACACAGUUAGCCUCGGAUAAUCAUGAGAGAAAUCGUUCCUUAAUUACAACAGGCCGGGAUGAAAGUAUUCUGGAGCAUGUCUCAUCCAAUCCUAAAAAUAUUUCGUUCUUGAACCAAACGAGUCUAGUCGACAGCCAUCUUGAAGUCAGAGUAUCCUUUCCGAAUUUGACCGAAUCAAAUAUAAAUUCUACCAUUGAGGGUAAUAUCACUGCUGAUGGGGAAGACUCCUUGCCAGUCACUUUUAUGCAGCAGGUGAAUGCCACUGUGCAGAUUGUUGAGAAAACUCUAUCUGAUUCGAAUACAACUUCCAUAGAAACUGAGAAUUUGAACUCAAUCUCAGUAAAUUCCUCGAGUGUCUCAACUAUCACACCUGCCUCCGAUAAUGCCACAUAUGUUGAACUCAAGAUUUCUGGAACUGAAAAUCUGGAUGAAAUUGGGCAAGAUUUGAUUGAUCAGUCUGAUACAUCCAUUUCCUUGGAAGAGAAAGAUAUUAGAAUGGACCUAGAAACUCUUCCUGAGAUACAGACAGAAGGGACUAACGCUGAUGACGCGGCAGCAGAAUGAGUUUCUCAAAGAAGGUCAGUAAACUCGUUCUAUUGGUUCUCAAGUUUGCUUGUGUUUUCGGGUUCUUUUUGUUUUGUGAGCAUCCCAAGUUAAAAGAGUGUUCUUUAGCCUGGAUCAUUCGUAAUUUUCUUAAAGAGUACGACCACGAAUUAGCAUGCAAAAUAUAGUCAGGUGUUCUUCAAGAGUGAAUCUUUAGUGCAAUCAUCUGUAGUUAUAAUCACACUUUCCUGUCCUUUUAAAGCUGGUUUACAAGCCUUAUGGGCGUUUACUUGUGGCCUCAUCUUGAAAGUCUUAUUGGCAUUUACUUGUGCUAAUGUGCAAGGUAGGGACAAGGAAUAUAUACUCUACUUUCAU
This is a messenger RNA of Cuscuta campestris, 1770 nucleotides long. Lineage: Eukaryota; Viridiplantae; Streptophyta; Magnoliopsida; Solanales; Convolvulaceae. The record is from the annotation of a GenBank genome assembly.